AUCUCUCAAUUUUCUAAAAUAAAGCAGAUUAAAGAGAGAUUAUAGACAAAAAAGAUAUACUAGCUCCUCGUGAAGCAGCAGUGAAGAAAGGAAAGUGAAUCGCCAUGGAUGAUCGCCUUCGCUUAAGCCGCAGAAUCCGCUUUCGUCUUCUUGCUUGGCUCCGUCGUUCUCGCUCCGGAAGAAUAGAAUUUAUCAGACGAUUUGGAUACAAGGAAAUAAUCAAAGCAACACAAGGUUUCCGUAAGGUUAUUUACACCAACUAUCACGGGUCUGCAUACAGAGCUAAAUUCAAAGGUGGUGAGGUAGCUUUGGUCAAAGAACUGACUGCUCUUGAUCUUGGACGAGAAAGGUUUGAUGAGGAAGUUCAGCUUUUGGGUCGCUUACGUCACCGUCAUCUCCUUACACUUCGCGGGUUUUGCAUUGGACGAAAGAGGCUGCUAGUGUUUGACAACAUUGAAAAUGGAAGCUUGAAAGAACACCUCAAUGAUCCUCUUAAGACCCCUUUGAAUUGGAAGACUCGCAUUCAGAUAGCCAUUGGAAUCGCAGCUGCAUUAGAAUACUUGCUAAUCUUCAGCAGUAAUGAUGCACAUAUAUAUGAUGUUUCAGUGAACUCAUGUAACAUCAUGUUGGAUGAAAACUUCACCCCCAAAAUUUCAGAUAUCCGCGUCAACAGACAUCCAAAAAACCAUCCCAAAGCAACCCAUGAUUCUUGCUCUGAAGGAUCAUGUGCGGAUGAGGAAUGUGGAAACGUGAUAUUUCAACUAGGAGUGUUGAUGUUGGAGCUGAUCACAGGACAGUCAUCAGACAGACAAGGGAAAGACUUGAUCGAAUGGGUACAAGACUCUUGUAUUGCAAAUUCCAUUGAUAAGAUGAUUGAUCCAGAUUUAGGUAACAACUAUAGCUCUAGAGAACUCCAGAAAGUCUUAGCCGUGGCUCGACUCUGCAUAAAAACGAGGUAUGAGCCUCCUUCAUUCUCAAUUACACAUGUAUACCGGUAUCUACAGAAGAAGAUCGAUGUUGCAACAUAAAUACUAGUUUUUGUUUGUGAAUUGAAUUGGGUUUGAUGGUUGAAAUUGAGAUGACAUGUGGUUCAUCAUCCGUAUUAAGUCUUCUGCCUAUUUUCACACCAUUCUAGAUGUAAUGUAAUAAACAGCUAAUAGAGUGUAGCAUUGUAC
This is a messenger RNA of Arabidopsis arenosa, 1175 nucleotides long. NCBI's taxonomy places the organism in Eukaryota, Viridiplantae, Streptophyta, Magnoliopsida, Brassicales, Brassicaceae. The record is from the annotation of a GenBank genome assembly.